Molecule: messenger RNA, 2040 nt
Organism: Nymphalis io (European peacock)
Lineage: Eukaryota; Metazoa; Arthropoda; Insecta; Lepidoptera; Nymphalidae
Gene: Arp6
Product: actin-related protein 6
Exons: 2
Coding region: 161-1345 (394 amino acids)
Cellular component (GO): Swr1 complex
Molecular function (GO): nucleosome binding
Source: RefSeq, a predicted model, not a curated record
AAAAACAAUUAUUCUGAAAUAAUACUUUAUAGUAACAGAAGCAGUAAUUCAUUUUCAAUAGAUACAAUAUUAUAUUAUUAUGUGAUAAAAAUAAUUUAGUUCAUAUUGAUUAUUAUUAGGUAGUAAGUUUUAAUAAAACCGUGUAACCGGUAACCUCAACAUGAGCGAAUCAUCUUGUUAUAUUCUGGAUAAUGGAGCGUAUACAGCUAAAGUUGGUUUCUCCACAAUGGAACCGAAAGUAGUCCCCAACUGCAUAAUGAAAGCCAAAUCUGAAAGACGUCGACCUUUCGUCGGAUCGCAAAUUGAAGAAUGUCGUGAUGCGUCAGGUCUAUUCUACAUCCUACCCUUUCAAAAAGGAUUUCUUGUUAAUUGGGACACCCAAAAAACAAUUUGGGACUUUAUAUUUAGCAAAGAAUGUUGUCCAGUGAACUUUAGUGAGACUCCUUUGAUCAUUACUGAGCCAAUUUAUAAUUUUUCAUCAAUACAAGAAGCUAUAACGGAAAUAUUCUUCGAGGAGUAUGAAUGCCAAUCAUUAUUACGUAUAAAUGCAACAGAUUUGGCUGAAUAUCACUAUAGAAAGACACAUAAUAAUGAAUGCACUGUAGUGGUCGAUUCAGGUUAUAGUUAUACAUAUAUAGUGCCUUAUAUUAAGGGUAAAAAAUAUAAAGAAGGUAUACGAAGGAUUGAUGUUGGUGGGAAAGUGUUAACGAACCAUUUGAAAGAAAUUCUAUCAUACCGACAAUUAAAUGUUAUGGAAGAAAGUUAUGUAAUCAAUCAGGCCAAAGAAGAUUCUUGCUUUGUUUCACAAGAUUUUAUGGCUGACAUGGAAAUAGCAAGGCGGAAAGGGUCGAGUAAUACUAUCGUCAAAGAUUACGUACUGCCCGAUUACACAACAAUAAGGAGAGGAUAUCUUCGAGACAUUGUCAAACCCGAUGAGGACUUGGAACAACAGACAUUACGUUUAAACAAUGAACGGUUCUCUAUACCAGAGCUUCUAUUCAGGCCCUCAGAUGUGGGAAUACCUCAAAUGGGAAUACCAGAAGCAAUAAUGCAUUCGAUUGACGGAUGUCCAGAAGAAAACAAGGAGAGUUUGUUAGAAAAUAUAGUUUUGUAUGGUGGCAACACACUCUUUCCUGGAUUUCGUGAUCGCGUUUUCAACGAAGUUAGGGCUUUUGCAUUAGACCAUUUUGAAGUUAAUGUCACUUUGGGGGAGAAUCCUGUGACGUAUGCGUGGGAAGGGGGAAAAUUAAUGUUUAGGGACCCUGACUUCUACUCCUUCUGUAUGACCAGGGAGGAAUAUGAAGAAGAAGGGAAAGCGCUAGCGUUUGAAAGAUUCGAUAUAUAGCGGCGUAAACGAGCAAGGAAGUCUUCGGAGUAGACUCUUUGCUCGGUAAACGAUUGACGAAUGAAAUGCAUGAGUUGGUAAUGUAAAAGCAGGUCUUCACAUUUAUAGAUUUUCUCUAAAUAACCUUACACUACAAUAACUAAAUAGCAUCCCAUAUAAGGAAAAAGAUCAGCUUGUCAGUUACAGUAUAUGGAGGUACAGUAACAAUUAUUAUUUAUGUACUAUUUAAAUGGAAAAACACAAAAUAUAUCGAAAAGGCUAGCCAGAGUACUUAAAAAUUGGAUUUUCAGGUCACUGAUGAUUGUACCCUUAAGAUCCCUUAUCAGAAUGUACGGAAUCAGAAUGUAUCACGCGAUCUACUCGGAAAACUCUGACGUCACCGCAAAUAGACAUUGACGCUGUAAGAAAUAUUAACCAUUCCUUACAUCAUGAAUGCGCUUGCACAAUGCACCAACCUUGAGAACUGAGAUGUGAUGUCCCUUAUGCCUGUAGUUACACUGGUCACUCACCCUUCGAACCAGAACACAACAAUACUAAGUAUUUUCGGUUAGUGGUUGCAUAAGUGAUGAAACCUAUCCCAACCACCAAGAGUUUGAGAUUCAUAAGAGUUAUGCGUUACUGAACUGAUAUAUAAAAAUCUAAGGUUAUUUAAACAACUAGCAGUGGGCCUGCUUAAAAAUGGAAUGUUGAGAAUU